Komagataella phaffii GS115 is the source of this 624-nucleotide messenger RNA. RefSeq lists its product as hypothetical. The transcript has a single exon. The record is from RefSeq and is a predicted model, not a curated record. Gene Ontology annotation, cellular component: mitochondrial crista junction; MICOS complex. The coding region runs from base 1 to 624 and encodes 207 amino acids. Gene Ontology annotation, biological process: cristae formation. Lineage: Eukaryota; Fungi; Ascomycota; Pichiomycetes; Pichiales; Pichiaceae.
AUGCCUAGAUCUUUCUACUCGGAUGACGAGGAAGUACUUCCUACGCCAGGAAGAAAUGAGCCUAUAGACCCAAGGCUUGAGAACUCUGAAUCACCUGAUUUGCACAACUUGACUUUUCUUCAUGGAAUGGCCAUUCGUACGUCUCCACUACUGGAAAAGUACUCCAGCAAAGCACGCCAGCUGUUGUUGGAAAAGUACACUCUGAUCGACGCUGAAUUAGCUACUCAGAAAUCUGCAUUGAAAAACGAAUGGAGUAUAGUUAAAGACAAGUACAAUUCGAUAGUGGUGGAACCAUUGUUACCCAGUGUCAUAGGUAUAUUAACUGCUGUCUUGGCCACGGGAGUGGCCGUUUCUAAGAGAGGUAUUGUUGUGAGAACUUUUGUACCAGCUAUUGCUGGUGCUCUUGUAUAUCGCCAGACCAUGCCAUUAAGCUACCAAAAUUCGGUCAAUUUUUUAGUAGAGCAAGAAUCUCGUGUACCAGAAGUCCACGAAGCUCGCACUGAGGCAGUUAAGCAACUGCACUCCUUACAAGAGGAAGUGUCAAAAGCGUCGGCAGAGGGUAAUGCUGCUCUAACUCGGCAAAUCCAUUCCUUGAGAGCCUCUAUUGAAGAAUUAUUCAAAUGA